UUUUAUCUGGUAGGAAAUGCGAGUCCCAAUCCCCAAUGUGCAGAUUCCUCACUCUCCCUCACCUAUUUGCAGAAGAAGCCCCCUUUGGUUUUUGAGCACCACCACUCACCACUCUCGAUCUCAGAAACCCAUAUCCUCAAGCAAAACAGAGGAGAUCGAGAUCCAAAUCAUGAAAAGGGAACACCCAAAUCUCUAUCCUAGAUUAGACCCAGCUUCUGCUGGCAGUUCUUCUUCUAGCUAUUCGGCCAUCCCACCUGCUAAUCCCAAUACCAGUACUGAUACUUCUCGCAAAGCCGAGAUGUGGGAAGACGAAGCUCAAGUUGAUGGCGGAAUGGAUGAGCUUUUGGCUGUUUUAGGUUACAAGGUAAGGUCGUCGGACAUGGCAGAAGUCGCCCAAAAGCUUGAACAGCUAGAAGAAGUUAUGGGUCUUGUACAAGAAGAUGGACUUUCUCAUCUUGCUUCUGAAACUGUCCAUUUUAAUCCUUCUGAUCUAUCCACUUGGCUGGAAAGUAUGCUUUCUGAGUUCAACCCAAACCCCAAUUUUGAUUCUGUUGUGGCUGCACAGCCUUCUUCUUUAGAUGAUUCAUUUUUCGCUCCUCCUGAGUCUUCCACCAUCACCUCUAUCGAUUUCGCCGACCAUGUCAAUCAACAACAACGGCAAGAGUAUCAAAAUACCAACAAGCACAACGGUCGUGGAGUGGUGUUUCAUGAAUCUUCAUCUUCUGAUUACGAUCUCAAAGCUAUUCCUGGUAAGGCUGUGUUUGCCCAAAAUCCUCAAAUUGAUUCCUCCUCUUUCUCAUCUCGAGAUCCCAAGCGCUUAAAACCCACAACCACGACCACAGACCACCUGUACCCAGCAACGGCAGCAUCAUCAUCGUCUUCAACCAUUGUUGGUGGUGGGGGUGGUGGUUCUUUAGGUGUUUCGACUGAGUCAACUCGUCCUGUUGUCCUGGUUGACUCACAAGAGAACGGAAUCCGACUCGUUCAUCUCCUAAUGGCCUGCGCCGAAGCCGUACAAGAAAAUAAUAUACCUAUUGCGGAGGCCCUCGUCAAGCAAAUCGGUUUCUUGGCCUUUUCUCAAGCCGGAGCGAUGCGUAAAGUCGCUGCCUACUUCGCCGAAGCCUUAGCUCGCAGAAUCUACAGACUCUAUCCUCAAAGCCCUAUGGACCAUUCGCUCACCGAUAUCCUUCAGAUGCACUUCUACGAAACCGGCCCUUAUCUCAAAUUCGCUCACUUCACCGCUAAUCAAGCAAUUCUCGAGGCUUUUGAAGGGAAAAAACGAGUGCACGUUAUUGACUUCUCCAUGAACCAAGGGAUGCAGUGGCCUGCGUUGUUGCAAGCUCUCGCGCUCAGACCUGGUGGUCCGCCGGCGUUUCGUUUAACCGGGAUUGGACCGCCGUCUCAUGAUAACUCGGACCAUCUUCAAGAAGUGGGUUUAAAAUUGGCUCAGUUGGCAGAGACAAUCCAUGUUGAGUUUGAGUAUCGAGGAUUUGUAGCUAAUAGUCUAGCUGAUCUCGAUGCGUCUAUGCUCGAACUCAGACCCAGUGAGUUCGAGUCCGUUGCUGUUAACUCAGUUUUCGAGUUGCAUGAGUUGUUAGCGAGACCAGGCGCCAUUGAAAAGGUCCUUUCGGUGGUGAAGCAGAUGAAACCGGAGAUUGUUACCAUUGUUGAGCAAGAAGCGAACCAUAAUGGUCCAGUUUUCCUGGACCGGUUCACUGAGUCAUUGCAUUAUUACUCGACCAUGUUCGACUCGUUGGAGGGAUCAGUGAGCAGCCAAGAUAAGGUGAUGUCAGAGGUGUAUUUAGGGAAACAAAUUUGCAAUGUGGUGGCAUGUGAAGGGGCAGACCGAGUUGAGAGACACGAAACCCUCAAUCAGUGGCGAACUCGUCUGGGUUCUUCCGGGUUUGUGCCGGUUCACCUCGGGUCCAACGCAUUCAAACAAGCAAGCAUGUUACUGGCCCUAUUUGCGGGCGGAGAUGGGUAUAGAGUGGAAGAGAAUAAUGGGUGUUUGAUGUUGGGAUGGCAUACACGGCCGCUGAUUGCAACCUCAGCGUGGCGGCCGGCCAGCAAAUAAGCAGUAGGUGACCGAGUCAGUAAAACUCACCGAGUCAAGUCAGGCGAGUGAUGUUGAGAACAAUUCAAGUUCACCAAACCCUAGUGGGGCUGUGUGUGUAGUCAUGUGAAUGCUGAGCUGGUAAAUGGGUAAAAAAACCUGAGACCCACCACUCUCUGUAGUGUCUCAGUCUCUUCAGUGUAUUUUUUUUUCAAAUCA
This is a messenger RNA of Manihot esculenta (cassava), 2272 nucleotides long. RefSeq names its product DELLA protein GAIP-B. The transcript has a single exon. The coding region runs from base 17 to 2074 and encodes 685 amino acids. The record is from RefSeq and is a predicted model, not a curated record. NCBI's taxonomy places the organism in Eukaryota, Viridiplantae, Streptophyta, Magnoliopsida, Malpighiales, Euphorbiaceae. Gene Ontology annotation, biological process: negative regulation of seed germination; regulation of reactive oxygen species metabolic process; response to ethylene. Gene Ontology annotation, molecular function: DNA-binding transcription factor activity; sequence-specific DNA binding. Gene Ontology annotation, cellular component: nucleus.